Molecule: messenger RNA, 3498 nt
Organism: Clunio marinus
Lineage: Eukaryota; Metazoa; Arthropoda; Insecta; Diptera; Chironomidae
Source: the annotation of a GenBank genome assembly
AACGAAUACAACCAAAUUUCAUUGUGCAAUGAUGUGAAUUAAUCAAUGUUAAUCAUCAAUUGAUAAGUUUAACAAACAACACUUCAAUUCAAUUUUCCACACUUAAUUGCUUUCGAAAAAACCAAAUAUAAACCACUUGACAAUGUUGUCUAAUCUAAAUGGAACAAAAGAAUCGAUGAGUGAAAAAUCGGAUGUCGAGAAAGAUCAGAGUCAAGAUGAUUUACAGAAAGUCAGCGAGUUCUUUGAAGCGAACGCAAGCACCAUUGAGAGAUGGUUGAAGGAGAAAGCUCCCGAUGAAGUGAUAAAUCAAAUCAAUUCAAUUGUUUCAAAACAUAGAGUUUGUGAGAAGGAACAUCGUAGCUCGGUAACUUCAGAGUUGUAUCAACAAUGGCUUUCAUCAUCAGCAACCCCUUUGAAGUUAAGCUCUCCGUCUUACAAGGCCGAUACAAGAAAAAACUUAUCGCAACUUGACGAAGGUGAACUUUUCAUGGAACUUAUAAAAGAUGUAGCUAACGAGCUCGAUAUCGACGUGUUAUGUCAUAAGAUUUUGGUGAAUGUCGGACUACUGACACAUGCUGACCGCGGUUCACUCUUUCUUGUGAAAGGAGGAAACAGCAAUUCUCGUUAUCUUGUUGCAAAGCUCUUCGAUGUCACUCAAGACACGGCACUCGAUGACGCAAUCCGCUUGGCAAAAUCGGAAGAGCUUAUCAUUCCGUUUGGGGUUGGCAUUGCAGGGCAUGUUGCUGAAACGAAAGAGAUUCUGAAUAUUAAAGACGCAUACAAAGAUCCUCGUUUCAACAGUGAAAUCGAUUUAAAGACUGGCUACAAAACAAAUAUCAUUCUGUCGAUGCCGAUUUGUAAUUAUGAGGGCGAAGUCAUCGGUGUCGCUCAAAUCAUAAAUAAAACAAAUGGGCAAGAAGAAUUUACUGAGCGCGAUGUCGAAGUUUUCAGACGUUAUUUGACUUUUUGUGGGAUCGGUAUUCAGAAUGCGCAACUCUUUGAGAACAGUGUUCUUGAGUACAAACGCAAUCAAAUUCUAUUGAAUUUAGCUCGCAGUAUUUUUGAAGAGCAAAACAAUUUGGAAUGUCUUGUAACAAAGAUUAUGAAAGAGGCUCGAGAUCUUCUCAAAUGUGAACGCUGUGCUGUUUUUCUCGUUGAUUUGGAAUGCUGUGAAUCGAGUCAUUUAGAGCGAAUGGUUAAGUCAACGAAUCAAAUUGAUUAUGAUGAAAGCAAUAGAGUUGACAAUGACGCAAAAAAGGUUCUUCAAGCACCACCAAAAUUUACCAGGAUUUUUGAGAUGGGAGGAAGUGACAUCAUUGCAAACAUUAAUCGUCCGUCCAUUGAAGAUAUCAACAGCUCGAUAUUUGCUCAGAUUGCAUUACAUGUUGCAAAGACUGGAGAGAUUUUAAACAUUAAUGACACGGCUGAUUGGCUAAAGAAUCAUCCUGGAUACCAUUGUGAUAGUGAAGAUAUUUCGCACGAGUCAAAAUGCAUUCUUUGUAUGCCAAUUGUCGAUGGUCAAAGACGGGUUAUUGGGGUUUUGGUCUAUGUGCAUGCAAAUGGAGCACAAUUUACAAAUUCUGAAAUUUCUAUAUUUGAAGCAUUUGCGAUUUUCUGUGGUCUGGGAAUUCACAAUACGACCAUGUAUGAAAGUGCAUGCAAACUAAUGGCAAAGCAGAAAGUUGCACUCGAAUGUUUAUCUUAUCAUGCAACAGCCAGUCAAGACCAAACUGUGAAACUUACAAGCGAGCAAAUUAAAAGUGCAGAGGAAUAUAAACUUUAUAGUUUUAAGUUCAUUGAUUUCGAACUGGAGGAAGAGGAAACGUGUCGAGCAACGAUAAGAAUGUUUGUCGACUUCAAUUUGACAUCACAAUUUCACAUUCCGUAUGAUAUGAAAACCGGAAAAAUGGAAAGAUUCAUGCAAGAUUUGGAGAUACUGGGACUUCUAGUGGCUUGUCUCUGUCAUGAUCUCGACCAUCGAGGAACCAACAAUGCAUUUCAAUUAAAAACUGACAGCCCCUUGGCAAUUCUCUAUACAACAAGCACAAUGGAACAUCAUCAUUUUGACCAAUGUGUAAUGAUUCUCAAUUCGGAAGGAAAUAACAUUUUUCAGGCUUUGUCGCCUGAGGAUUAUCGCUAUGUAAUGAAUGUCGUUGAGAGCGCCAUUCUUUCCACCGAUCUGGCAAUGUAUUUCAAAAAACGUGAUAAAUUUCUCGAGCUGAUAGAUAAUGGCGAAUUUGAUUGGCAGAGUGAUGAAAAAAAAGAACUCUUGUGCGGGAUGAUGAUGACAGCUUGUGAUGUAAGCGCGAUUGCGAAACCUUGGGAGGUUCAACACAGCAUAGCGAAGCUUGUUGCUGAUGAAUUUUUCGAUCAAGGAGAUUUGGAAAAGCUUCAAUUGAAUACAAAACCGAUUGCGAUGAUGGAUCGUGAGAGGAAAGACGAGCUGCCGAAAAUGCAAGUUGGAUUUAUUGAUGUGAUAUGUAUGCCGCUUUAUAAAGUGUUAUCUGAAACAUUCCCAUGGAUAUCGCCAUUAUAUGAGGGAACUGUUGAAAACCGAAAACAUUGGCAGGAUUUAGCAGAGAAGGUCGAAAUGGGAUUAACUUGGAUCGAUCAUGACACAAUUGACCAACCAAUAGAAGAAUUGGCUGCAAAUGCAAUCGACCGUGGCGAUAUCGAAUUUACUGUCUGUGAACUGAAUUGUCAUAACGCUCAACAAGAUGAUCAAGGAUCUCCUGUGCAUGAGCGGAAACCUCGCUUCAGUAGCUUUAAAAAAAGUGGUGCUUUAUCCAAAGCUGUACGAAGUAAGCUCAACUUAACAAAAUCUUCGACACAGUCAUCUGAAAAGCAAAAUAGUUGUGGUGAAAGUAGUUCAUUUGAUCAAGAGAAAGGUGGCGAUAGUAAUGAGAAUGGAUCAUCUAAAGAGUUUAAUGAACCAUCCACAUCAAGCUCAACAACUUCAAAACCACCCCCUCCAAAUAAGGUCACAAAGAAGAAAUCAAAGCUUUGCCUUCUUUUAUGACCAAAGCAAUACAGUGAAGACCAUGUCUAGGACAAGUGAAAAAGCAGUCUUCACUGUUACUUUAAAUGUGUUGUGAAAAUAUGAUAGAUAAUCAAGACCGAUGCGUUUACAUACUCACAUAAUGACUCGUGUCAGAUUCCUUUUAAUAAACUGAUAACUGACAUGACGAAUGACUAACAUUUUUUUCUGUUAGAGAAUCGUUACUUACAUAAAUGAACACACAAAAACUGCUUACACAAACACUGGCUUUAUUAAUCAGUAAUUAAUUUAUUUCUUGUUAGAGUCUUUAAAAACUUUUAAACUUUUGCAUAGAAUUUUAAUAAACUUAGAAUCAAAUUUAAAGAGAUACUGUCUAGGUGCACAUCAUUAAAGUGAUAUUUGUUGAAAAUGAAGUUUAGUUAUUUAUUAGAAUAUCUAUUAAGAGUUAAUUUCUUUUAACAGUUUACAUUAUAAAUUUUCAAAAGAAAGCAAUCUCUUAA